AUACGACGGUAACGACGACGACGACGACAACGGCGGCGGUGACGGCGACGGCGAUUGUUGAGGGCGAGCAUCCUUGAUGUGAGAGACGCGAGUCUCGCUUACCGUGUCCUCGCGCGAACAACUUCCCAAAGAAACGGAGCGAAGUGGCCGGAAAGUGGUCAGGAAAAAGUGAUGAGGCCCUGCUUCAUAUCCGUCGUCGUCGUGCUGAUCCUGAUCGAAGCACCCCUCCGUAGCGACAGCAUCUCCUCCAAAACAGUGAAAAUAUGGGCGAACAAGUUGGGCUACGAGCUCUCGAAUUUAGGCCAAUUCGUGACGAGGGUGGAAAGGUUUAAAUCAAGUUAUAAAUCAUCAGAGGUAACAGUUACUCCACGUGACGGAAGCGCUCUAGUUCAAGAGAUCGCUAAUGACAUCAAGGGCAUGAUGGAGUCCAAGAUCUCGGCUAUCAAGAGGAUAAUGGAUGUGGCUGAAACGUCGGCGGAGUCAUCACCCGACGAGGAUCCCCCGAAGAGCUACAGCUUUAGCAACGUGAAAAACACGUUCGAAACCGAGUACAGUUCUCAUUUUGGCGGUCAAGUGAAUCUCAACAUGUCGGCGGUGCACGUGCCCACGAACGUAUUCGAAGGCGCAUCACCCGUAAUUCGAGCGAUCAAAUGGUCCGAGGCACUCGAUCGUACCUUUAUCAACAAUUACGAGCAAGACCCGUCACUGUCCUGGCAGUACUUUGGAAGUGCAACUGGCUUCAUGCGUCAAUAUCCUGCCAUCAACUGGAUCAUGCAGCCAGUGGACCUAUUCGACUGCAGAACGAGAAGCUGGUACAUCGAGGCGGCCACCAGUCCCAAGGAUGUCCUGAUCCUGAUGGACACCUCCGGCAGUAUGACCGGUAUACGACGCGAGAUUGCCAGACACGUAAUGAACAACAUCCUCGACACUCUUGGUAAUAACGAUUUUGUCAACAUUAUGACCUUCUCCAACGGAACCAUUGGGGUAGUACCGUGCUUUAACGAUACCUUGGUCCAAGCAAAUCUGGCGAACGUGCGGGAAUUAAAACGGGCCAUCUGGAAUCUCAAAACGGAAGGAAUCGCCAACUUUUCCUUAGCUUUGACGACUGCAUUCGAGUUGCUUGAAUCGUUUCGCAAUGAACGGGAAGGUGCCAGAUGCAAUCAAGCGAUUAUGUUGAUCACCGACGGAGUGCCGUAUAACUACAAGGAGAUCUUCGAGGCGUACAACUGGAAGAACAAUCCGGAUGAUCCGCUGAAGGCUGACAUGCCAGUCAGGAUAUUUACUUACCUGAUCGGCCGAGAAGUCGCAGACGUACGAGAAGUGCAGUGGAUGGCUUGCGCGAAUAGAGGCUAUUAUGUGCAUCUCUGCACUCCAGCAGAAGUGAGAGAAAAGGUAUUGAAGUACGUGCCGGUGAUGGCAAGACCCUUGGUGCUUGGUCGCACGGAUCAUCCGACUAUCUGGACGCCGAUUUAUGCCGAUGUGACGGAUCCAAAAAUGACGGACUGGAAGUGGGAACGACGUGAGAACGAUGAACAAAAGGAUCGUUUUAAGGAGUAUAACAGAAAUCGGAAGUACCUGAACAUGCAGGAGCAGGAUCAACGAUACGUGAAGAAACAGAAAUAUCGGCACGAAGAGAACGGCGACCUGCGGGAGUACAAGCUGAUGACUUCGGUCAGCAUGCCGGUGUUUGAUCGACGCGAAAAUGCGAACAUCACAAGGCAGGUGCUGGUGAACGAAGCAUACUGGGUGACAGAGACAAGAGAGACGAUGAUCGCCAAUCUCCUCGGUGUUGCCGGCACGGACGUACCGAUCGAAGAGAUUCAGAAAUUGAUGAUUCCACACAUGCUCGGCGUCAACGGCUACGCUUUUAUUGUAACCAAUAACGGUUUCAUCCUAAUUCAUCCUGAUCUUCGGCCAGUGUUCCAAGGCAUCUUAAAGCCGGCGUAUAAUAGUGUCGACAUGGCAGAGGUCGAAUUAAUGGAUAAUGAUAGAGGCCCUAGAGAAUUCGAUGAAGGAAUUAUUAUGCUUCGCAACGACGUGGUGAAUCAAACAAAUGGUAGCGUGACGCUCCACACAAAGUAUCAUUACGAUGACAUGAAACGCGUCGGCAGAAUAAAGAGGAAAUACUUUUACACGGGGAUCGCAGACACACCGUUCACCGUAGUGGUCAGCAUACCCGAGCACGAUCACACUGGAAGCUACCGCGUACACGCUACCGAGGAGAUACAUCGUUCUCACGUUAAAGGGAAAAACGUGAUAGAUUACUUCGCGGGUAGUAACUGGCGGGUGCAUCCCUAUUGGCUGUACUGCAAAUACCACUACGAGAGUGAACACAAAUUCAACUCCUCGGAGUCGCAGCUCCUGCACUUUCUGGAGCGUACCCGUCAGCCAGGCUGGAAGUGGAUCGACUUGAAGCAGCGAUCCCCCCCGCCGGAGUACUCUGCUGCGAGUUCCAGUCACAGCUCUCAUUCUAAUCCUUCGAAAGUCGAUAAGUCGAACUCAUAUUACUGCGACAGAAAUCUGCUACAGGGUCUAGUGUUCGACGCUAAGGUAACCGAAUGGUUUGCAAAUCUCAGCGCCACCCUCAAUGACACAGGACGCUAUGCACCUUUAGAAAAGCUGAUGAAUCAGAUGAACAGGAAAGAUUUUCAACAGCGUUUCGGGGUAACUGUGGCGUUCAUGGCCACUCAUAGUGGUCUAACUAGGUGGCAGGAUCUGGACGAGGACGUGUCGUCGAUGGAUGAUCAUUUUAGCAAAUUGUACCCGCGAGCCAUCGACGAAGUGUGGUACAAACGAGCAGUUGAGCAAUAUUACAUACUGCCAGAGAGCUUCGUCUUCUCUGUACCAAUCCAGAACGGUGCUGGCAAUACCACUCUUGUUACUGCUAGUCGUGCCAUAUUUAUUGAAAACGAGCGUGCAAAAGCGCCUGUCGCAGUGGUUGGAUACCAAUUCCAGUAUUCUGCCCUGCAAGCUCUUUUCCAGAACACAACAUUCAAUUGCGAUAUUAGCAAUAAGCAACAAGCGGGAUCCAGCAGUAAACAGGACAGUUGCUACAAGCACUGUGGCGACGACGGUUGGGCAUGUUACUUAAUCGAUAAUCACGGCUAUGUGGUCGUGGCUGAGGAUGACGAUGACGCCGGUAAAUUCUUUGGUGAAGUGAGAGGCCCGAUAAUGAACAGUUUGGUCAGAGAGGGUGUGUUUGAAAGAAUAAGGAUCUUUGAUUAUCAGGCGGUGUGUUCCAAGAAAGCGUUGGUUAGCAAAAAUGCCGGCAGUAUACUAUUUACGCCAUGGAAGAAUCUACAGAGAUCAAUAGCCUGGCUGAUCGCUCAGGCUGCUUGGGUCUGGGCAAAAACGGGAGUAAUGGAAUCCGAUUAUGCGGAAGCAUAUGGCUAUGUUAGAGAUGAGGAAUCGGUCACGAGAAAUGAGGAAGAAUAUCCUGAAAGCGAGGAGAAACAGUUUCCAACGAUUGAUUUAAGAGACGAAAACUAUGUGAAUAAGUUUGUUGUAAUUAAGCGUACGCGUCCAGAAGUGUGUGAUCAAGAGGUAUACCUGUACCUACGCAAUGCCUCGUUCGACACGUACGAUGUGGAAACGGACAAGAAUUGUAUACGACCGUACGUAGUACAACCGGUGAGUUACAGCAACCUCCUAAUGCUAGUAGUGAAUACUGCCUGCGGCAACACAGUGUCACCGUCGCUAAGCGUCACACCCGAGGAAGUGAUGUACGAAAACAACACGCUGGUCUGCCAAAAAGCGCUUACCGACCUGAAAAGGAAACGACCAGAAUCCUGCAUACGCUGGCACGAGCGCGAGAGCAAGAUCAAGGAUCAAUGCGGCUUGGCGACAAGCGUCAGAUCAAAUCUGCGCCUCCUGAUGACACUGUUGCUGAUGACAUGCGCGCUAACCGGAAGAAAUGUUUUCUUUCUCAGCUAAGAUGGUGUUGAAUCCGUAGCCAACAAUCGGUGUCAAACUAGUCGACAGUUAAACUCACGAUAUACCGCGAACUAAAUAGACUUUCGCGUUAUGAAAAACUUCGCCUGACGAACUGGUUGCGCGGAUAUUUGUACUUCCGGUCGUCUCGUCCAAUCGUCAGAAUUGUUAUGGUGCGAAUGCUCGAAUAAUUUUUCAUCAAAUUAUCCCGCAAUUUCUUUCAAUCGAGUCUGUUGCUCUUUCUAUCACAGAAAAUAGAAUUUCAAAUAUCGUUUCAUUGAUGAAAAAGAAACUAUGAGAGAACAGUGGACAAAUGGACAGAAAUAAUAAUAAUAAAAUAAUUUCUCUUCCCCUUUUAAAAUCUUUUUUUUAUUAAAUUUAUUAAAACAUAUGUUUUUAUGUUAAAUGCCAAGUUCGCUUUAAUUUACUUGAAUAAUUCCGCAAAUAUCAUAACAAUCCUGAUCUUGGACGUUCUGAGAUAUUCUGUGCUCUCUACCUCUCGUUACUGCGAUCAGGUUGUAAUGCGGACCCUCCAUGCGAACGCAGUCGAGUUGCCCUAGACGAAUUUAGCGUGCUAUCCGAUCCUGCCCGGUACGCCCAGUUUCUACGCGAUCAAUCAAACAACGGCGAACGCAAUUGAUAUCAAAA
This is a messenger RNA of Ooceraea biroi (clonal raider ant), 4578 nucleotides long. RefSeq names its product voltage-dependent calcium channel subunit straightjacket (gene stj). Lineage: Eukaryota; Metazoa; Arthropoda; Insecta; Hymenoptera; Formicidae. The record is from RefSeq and is a predicted model, not a curated record. Gene Ontology annotation, cellular component: voltage-gated calcium channel complex. Gene Ontology annotation, molecular function: voltage-gated calcium channel activity.